AUGUCUCCGCCACUGGAAGGUUUGCGUGUCAUCGAGCUGGCAGGACUGGCCCCAGGCCCCUUUGCCGGCAUCCUUCUUGCCGACUACGGCGCCUCCGUUCUCCGCGUGGAUCGUCCGGGGAUCGCCACUACCCCCACAGUCGAUCCUCUGACGCGACGUAAAUUGUCCGUCCAAGUCGAUCUCCGCGAUCCAUCCUCCCGAGAAAUCCUCUUUGCGCUUCUCCAAUCCGCCGAUAUCCUGAUUGAUCCAUUCCGUCCCGGGGUUCUCGAGCGUCUCGGCCUCUGUCCGUCCACCGUGCUGUUGAAACACAACCCCCGCCUCAUUAUUGCACGGAUGACCGGUUUCCGUCGCGAUGGGAAGUACCAAGAUAUGGCGGGGCACGAUAUCAAUUUUAUCGCCGUUUCUGGUGUCCUGUCCAUGCUGGGCCGCGCCGGCGAUUUGCCGUAUCCCCCAGGGAACAUUCUUGGAGACUUUGCCGGGGGCGGUGCGAUGGGUUUCUUGGGCAUUCUGUUGGCCCUGGUGGCACGGAGCGUCACCGGUCGUGGGCAAGUAGUCGAGGCCAACAUGGUGGAUGGCUCUGCAUAUCUGGCCACUGGACCCCGGCUUUUACGACAGGGUCCGUUAUGGGAUGAACCCAGGGGGAAGAACCUUCUCGACGGGGGGUGUCCCUAUUACAGUGUCUAUGAAACCAAGGAUAAGGGACGGUAUUUUGCUGUGGGGGCAAAUGAGUCUCGGUUCUAUGAAAAGCUCAUCCAAGGGCUGGGACUGUCAGUGGCUGAGCUUCCAGACCGGGAGGUCAAAGCCCACUGGCCCGUGUUGCGAUCCAUGUUUCAAGAGAAAUUCUAUGAAAAGACGCGAGACGAAUGGGAAGCGGUCUUUGACGGAACAGAUGCGUGCGCGACGCCGGUGUUAGAACAGGAUGAGUUGGAGACAGAUCACUUUGAACAGCGCCUGCCGGUACGUCUGGUCGACACCCCGGGUCUUCCCAUCCAAACCGAUGAGGGAGGCUGGUCCGGCGGCGGUUUAGUGCCUGGCCAUGGGACACAGGAGAUCUUGGCAUCGUGGAUGGGUUGGGAGUAUGAAAAGGAUUUCAGCAUAAGGGAACAUGAUGGCGCUCUUACCCCGGCUCAUGGGAGUUUGAAAUCAAGGUUCUGA
This is a messenger RNA of Aspergillus bombycis, 1155 nucleotides long. Its product is annotated as CaiB/BaiF CoA transferase family protein. The transcript is spliced from 2 exons. The record is from RefSeq and is a predicted model, not a curated record. Bases 1 to 1155 code for a protein of 384 amino acids. Gene Ontology annotation, molecular function: catalytic activity. NCBI's taxonomy places the organism in Eukaryota, Fungi, Ascomycota, Eurotiomycetes, Eurotiales, Aspergillaceae.